Molecule: messenger RNA, 396 nt
Organism: Ceraceosorus guamensis
Lineage: Eukaryota; Fungi; Basidiomycota; Exobasidiomycetes; Ceraceosorales; Ceraceosoraceae
Exons: 1
Biological process (GO): C-terminal protein methylation
Cellular component (GO): membrane
Molecular function (GO): protein C-terminal S-isoprenylcysteine carboxyl O-methyltransferase activity
Source: RefSeq, a predicted model, not a curated record
AUCAUACUGGGCGGCACGUUGCGCUACUGGUGCUACAAGACGCUAAACAAGUACUUUACUUUCCGACUCGACAUCAAAUCCGACCAAAAGCUGAUCAAAAAGGGACCGUACAGAUACUUGGCCCAUCCUUCUUACUUUGGCAUCUUUCUUUGCAAUGUGGGAGUCAUAGGUUCGCUAGCUGGACCUUUCAACGUUUUGCUGAGCUUGCUGAGCAAGGAAGCAUCCGAAGCGCUGCCCGGCAUCUUGGCGAGCACGAGUCCUCACUCUGUAGUCAGGUCCCUCUUGACCUUGCAAGCGCUCGCAGGCAUCUGGUCCGCCUACACCUUGGUCUUGCUUCGCGUACCCGACGAAGAGAACAUGCUCAGAAAGCACUUUGGCAAAGAGUACGACGAGUAC